AUGGAGAGAAAGGUGAUUGCACUGUGCUGCGUUGUGGGCUUUCUGGGUUUGCUCUCUGCUGCGACGGGCUUUGCUGCUGAAGCUAAGAGGAUUAAGGGGGAUGAAGUGAAAUUUACGUCGCCGUCUGAAUGUGUGUAUCCAGGGAGUCCUGCACUAGGCCUUGGAUUAACUGCUGCUGUUGCCCUCAUGAUUGCUCAAAUUAUCAUAAAUGUCGCAACUGGAUGCAUAUGUUGUAGGAAAGGCCCACAUCAGUCAAGCUCUAGCUGGACCUUAGCCCUUAUCUGCUUUGUCGUUUCCUGGUUCACAUUUGUUGUGGCUUUCCUUCUGUUGCUAACUGGUGCGGCUCUCAAUGACCAACACGGGGAAGAGAAUUUCUACUUGGGGUAUUAUUAUUGCUAUGUCGUGAAGCCGGGCGUUUUUGCUGGGGCCGCCGUGUUGUCGCUCGCCAGUGUCUUUCUCGGGAUUGUGUAUUAUCUCAUCCUCACGGCCGCUAAGAACAAUGACAGCUCGUGGGGGCCACCCGCUCAGGGUGGGAUAGCAAUGGGGCAGCCACAGUAUCCUCCUCCUCCUCAGUCACAGGGGCCGAUGUUCGUGCACGAAGACACUUACAUGAGGCGGCAGUCUAUUAUGUGA
Molecule: messenger RNA, 633 nt
Organism: Striga hermonthica
Lineage: Eukaryota; Viridiplantae; Streptophyta; Magnoliopsida; Lamiales; Orobanchaceae
Source: the annotation of a GenBank genome assembly